CUUCUCUUGACGAGGAACAAACCAACACUACCACAAUGUCGCAAUCAAUACUCUCAUUAACACCCGACGAGAACAAAUCCAAAGCUGUGGCGAAUCUUUUGCCAUGUCGUAUACACCAUGAUGGGCCAAUUGACCAGGCAUCGGCAUUUUGGACUCCUGCUACUACGGAUGAGGGCACAAAGCUAGCAUAUUUUCGAGGUAGAAAACUUCAAGGAAAGGUGGUAAAAAUGCCAGAACAGUGUCGAGGUGUUGUUGUCGAACGAGCGCCCGAAAACGACCCCAAAAGUGCCAACGAGGACGUGGUAGAGGAUCUCGAUGCCGACCAAGAGCCAGAACAAAUAGGAAGCAUGAAAAUAACUGCCGAGUUUGACGAGAUGGUCGUUUGGGGACACGAGACCGUGGCAGACGCCAGUGCAGAUCCUUAUGUUCGCAGUAUGGAGGAGUGGCUUCAGAUGGCCGAUCGGAUUCACUCUUACUCGCCCUCUGCAGACACGACACAAAAAUAAUGUGAACGGCAGUGACUAAGCGUCGGGCUGCUCCAUCCACCACAAGCUGCUUAUUGACAUCGUGGGUUAUCAAGAUCGUCGCCUCGAACCGACUAGACACUUCAAUAAUAUAUCCGAGCAAUACUCCUGGCACUCAAAAACUGCGUUAAGAUAUUGCCCUUCGCCUAUUCAUGCUGUUAUUGAAAAUUGGGGCAUAGACCUCAGGUAAUUGGGAGUAAAUCGUUUUGAAAUAAGGCCUUGGAGACCAGCACAUGCCUUUUAUAGCUAAAGUCUUAUCUCUAAUAUCUCUACCUCUGAUUAGAUAUACUUCUGUAUGCUAAAUUUAAAAAAAUAAGUCUAUGAUUCUAGUAAUACUGGUUUUCUUUUAUGAAG
Messenger RNA from Fusarium verticillioides 7600, 878 nucleotides. RefSeq names its product ribonuclease H2 subunit C. Gene Ontology annotation, cellular component: ribonuclease H2 complex. The coding region runs from base 36 to 506 and encodes 156 amino acids. The transcript is spliced from 3 exons. The record is from RefSeq and is a predicted model, not a curated record. NCBI's taxonomy places the organism in Eukaryota, Fungi, Ascomycota, Sordariomycetes, Hypocreales, Nectriaceae. Gene Ontology annotation, biological process: RNA catabolic process.